AAGGUCAAAUUUGUCUUAAAUUUAUUAUAGAAGUUUAACUUUCGCCGCUUCUAUACUUUUGCUUAAUUUAUAAUACUUUUAAUAUUGUAAAAUAGUAAAAAUGACUUUAAACAAACUAAGUAUUGACGCCCUAAAUCUGGGUGGUAAGAGAGUACUGAUGAGGGUGGAUUUCAAUGUACCACUAAAAGAAGGAGUAAUCACCAAUAAUCAGCGCAUUGUAGCUGCGUUGGAUUCCGUCAAAUAUGCUCUAGAUAAGGGUGCUAAAUCUGUAGUUCUUAUGUCACAUCUUGGGCGACCCGAUGGACAAGUAAACUUGAAAUACACACUUAAACCCGUUGCUGAAGAACUUAAGAAACUCUUGAGUAGAGAUAUUACAUUCCUUCCUGAUUGUGUUGGAUCAGAAGUAGAAGCUGCCUGUGCUGAUCCCCCUGUAGGAUCAGUUAUACUUCUUGAAAAUCUCCGUUUCCAUAUUGAAGAAGAAGGAAAAGGUGUUGAUGCCAGUGGAGCUAAAGUAAAAGCUGAUGCUGAAAAAGUAAAGGCAUUUAGAGCAAGUCUUAGAAAACUUGGUGAUAUCUACAUAAAUGAUGCCUUUGGCACUGCACACAGAGCCCACAGCUCCAUGAUGGGAGAAGGCUUUGAGCAGAGAGCUAGUGGAUUUUUACUUAAAAAGGAACUUCAAUAUUUUGCCAAAGCACUUCAUGAACCAGAAAGGCCAUUCCUUGCCAUUCUCGGUGGUGCUAAAGUAGCAGAUAAAAUUUUGCUUAUUGAAAACUUGCUGGACAAAGUUAAUGAAAUGAUCAUAGGAGGUGGAAUGGCUUUCACUUUCCUUAAAGAAACCAAGGGCAUGGCUAUUGGAAAUUCUUUAUAUGAUGCAGAGGGAGCCAAAAUUGUAACGAAGCUGCUAGAGAAAGCAGCUAAAAACAAUGUUAAGGUUCACUUGCCGGUGGACUUUGUGACUGCUGACAAGUUUGGUGAAGAUGCUCAGGCUGGAUUAGCAGAUGUUGAGUCUGGUAUCCCUGAUGGCUGGCUCGGUCUUGACGUUGGACCCAAGACUCAGGCACUAUUUGCUGAGCCCAUUGCAAGAGCUAAAGUUAUUGUUUGGAAUGGACCCCCUGGUGUGUUCGAGUUCGAGAAGUUUGCGGGCGGCACCAAGGCUCUCAUGGACGCCGUAGUGAAGGCUACUGCUAAUGGAACCGUCACUAUUAUUGGUGGUGGCGAUACCGCUACCUGCUGCGCCAAGUGGGGUACAGAAGACAAAGUGUCUCAUGUGUCUACCGGCGGUGGAGCCUCCCUUGAACUGUUGGAAGGUAAGGUCCUUCCAGGUGUCGCAGCAUUAUCUGACGCCUAAUUAAUAUUAACC
Molecule: messenger RNA, 1360 nt
Organism: Vanessa atalanta (red admiral)
Lineage: Eukaryota; Metazoa; Arthropoda; Insecta; Lepidoptera; Nymphalidae
Gene: Pgk
Product: phosphoglycerate kinase
Exons: 10
Coding region: 101-1348 (415 amino acids)
Biological process (GO): glycolytic process; gluconeogenesis
Cellular component (GO): cytosol
Molecular function (GO): phosphoglycerate kinase activity; ADP binding; ATP binding
Source: RefSeq, a predicted model, not a curated record